Molecule: messenger RNA, 1302 nt
Organism: Protopolystoma xenopodis
Lineage: Eukaryota; Metazoa; Platyhelminthes; Monogenea; Polystomatidea; Polystomatidae
Source: the annotation of a GenBank genome assembly
AUGGCUAGUAUCGCACCCGAAAUUGUUAAUUCCGGAGCUUACAGGAUUACAGCUCAGGAACCCAGCGUCUGGCCUGGCGAUCCUAAUUUAGCCGCCCUAUAUUUGCCAUCAUCAUCUGCUUUGGGUCCACUUACCUCUCAAGGAUCUCCUGUUAAUUUGGCAGUGGUAUCGAGUAGUGGAAGUUUGGGUGUGGACUUUGUGCGCCAGAGCGUCAGAAAGUUUGGUGGACUUCGCAGCUCCCAACGACAGAAUAUCCAGGGCAGUGGCUCUGCUGGGGUACGGCAACAGCGUCGACAACAGCGACACAUGCAAGAUACUAGCGAAAGUAGUAGUGAUGGUGAUUCCAAUGCAGAUAUCUACACAACCACUGGAGGUGAUUCUAUGACGGUAAUAAAUCCAAAUAGAGAAAUAACUGGGCUUGACCGAAGCAUUGGCGACGGUGCCCUCACAGAUACCGACUCGCGAAGAGGUGUAUCUUUGGUCGGGCGAGAGCAUCGCCUUACCUCUCUCAGUGGUCUUGAAGAUGAGACGAGGCGACGUGGAGGUUCAACUAGCGCUAACAGAGGUCGAGGUAACCUAGAGGUUCUUGGCAAGGAAGUGACUAAUGCCCUCUUUCGAAUAUGUGAAAAACGGAUAGUCUACAGUGAUUGUAUAGAAGAGGUUCCUCCUCCUGAUUGGCCUGUACUCGGUAUUUCGGUAAAACCAGAUUUACAGAUACUUAGCAGUGUUGUCCAACCGCCAUCUACAACCGCUACUAGCAGCUCGAGCGACCUCAAAGCUGUAGAACCAGUUUAUAAUAGUUUAAAUCGUGUUAUUUCGCGUCGAAGUUUUCUUCGUUCUGGUUGUUUUCCAACGCGUGAACACCUCGACUUGGAUCUACUCUCCCAGUUGAUAGAACGGGCCAUAGCAAUCCGUAAGUCUACUGCCGAUCAAUUGCACUUGAUCAACGGUAUUCAUUCUCAUUCUCCGUCUAAUCCUUCUGACACAAAUGCUACUGGUGGCCACGAGACCACCAUUCAAAGCGACUAUCGAAAUUUGAUGUCUCCAACUGGAUCUAGUGCUGGAGAUCGAGAAGAAAGCGUUUCACAUUGUCUGCCCUUGCUAAAAAUAGACAUUAUGCGAAGGUCUCCAAUCGAACUGAUGCAUGCAAAGGAAGAGGGUUGGUUUUUUAAUAUUAUUUUUCUUACCAUUGCCGACGGCAACUUUAUACUUUUAACUUCUCCCCUAUGCUUCACUUUUUUACACUUAUAUGUUUACUCCUGGGUUCUCUGGUUUUGGCUAUUACAUGAUCUUAUCAUUUAG